Triticum turgidum subsp. durum (durum wheat) is the source of this 315-nucleotide messenger RNA. The record is from the annotation of a GenBank genome assembly. Lineage: Eukaryota; Viridiplantae; Streptophyta; Magnoliopsida; Poales; Poaceae.
AUGAGCGGCAAUCGCUUGUCAGAUAUUCUAGAUACACAAAUUAUUCAUGAAGGAGGAGUUGAAGAUGCUGAGGUGGUUGCAAGACUUGCACAAGCAUGCUUAAGCUUAAAAGGGGAAGAAAGACCUACAAUGAGGCAAGUGGAGACAACACUUGAAGAUGUGCAUAACUCAAAGGUCAAGCUCAGUUCUCAGAUAACAAGAGUGAAUCAGAGUGCUAUGAAAGAUCAGCCAUGGAUGGGGAACAAAGGCGGUGAAGGAACUAGGUUAUACAGCUUGGAAAAGGAGAUUAUCCAAUCAUCCGAAAUUCCUAGAUGA